AUCCGCUAAAGUUGGCAUGCGGACUACAGGCCACGCAGUUAUUAGUCAUUACUGACGGUAGGCAAUUAAAAUAAUAUAACGCAACAGAUUCUUUCCAGAGAAAUAAAAAUGCGUCAACAGGGCAAAAAGUUAUUAGCGGGUCAGAAAAACGGUGAUAACACCAUCAUGAACCUAUAUUUCCUCAUAAAAUAUGUCAGGACGCUGCAAAUGCAUGGUGAUGUCCAUUUGCCAACAAUUGAUGCCAGCUAUUUUAUCGGUUGGGCUCUUGUAUUCCUAUUAGUCCCCACACAUUCGUCUAGAUGGCACUACAAGCAGAAGUACCGAAUUUGAAGUGCUGGGAGAAUGCUGAUGGAUAGAUCGAAAUAAAUUAAGAAUUAUUUGCAGCCAGUGCUUCCGAUAUGGAUGCAGAUUUGUGUCUGUGUGUGUGUGUGUGUGUGACAGUAAGCUAGUAAGUCUGUAGUUUGUAGUGGUGAUGACAGUAACGAUAAUGCUUUAGUACGAAAAUACAUGUUACAAAGCAUGUGACGUGAAGAAAUGACACGGUUUAAUUAAUCAACAGUGAUAAAAAUGUGAUAGUGCAAACAACGCUAAACGUGUGUGGAAAUUUCUCUAUACUCUCCUGUAAAUCAUGAAGUUGCACUAAAUUCCAUGUGUCAAUCAAGAGGUCAAUGCACACAAAGAGGGUUGCUGAAGAAGAUUAGGGCUGUGUGCUUGGCUGCAUUCUGCUGCGCAUCUGGAAACAGACGGGACAGCGGUUCUCUCGAACUUCACUGAUUCACGAGGAAAAAGGAAGAAGCUAGUCCUUAUGGAGAAGGACAAAGAAGAACGUACGAAGAUCUUGACGAGGCACCGCUCCGAGUGCCAUCGGUACUGAUUUGCAGUGAUAUGCAUUUCACACUCUCAGCUGGCCACACGUGAACUGUCAUCACAAUUCGAAUCGUGAAGCUUCAGCCACUCAGAACUGUCCUUCACGCUCACCGAUGUGAAGUGAGAUUCCAGUCAACUGUACCGUACGGUUUCGUAUUUCCACACGCUUCUUUCGGCUCGAAUAUCAGCCCACUAGAAGAGGAAACUCGCCUGCUACAGCCAAUCUGAGUGCUCUGGAAUGUUAGGGAGCCAGUACAAUGCCUGGAAAGGUGAAGGUAAAGAUUCUUGCUGGACGUAACUUGCCUGUUAUGGAUCGUUCCAGCGAUACUACAGAUGCUUAUGUAGAAGUAAAACUGGGAAAUACUACUUAUAAGACUGAUGUUUGUCGCAAGUCAUUGAAUCCACAGUGGAAUUCAGAAUGGUAUCGAUAUGAGGUUGAUGACUCAGAACUUCAGGAUGAACCAUUACAGAUUCGCCUGAUGGAUCAUGACACUUACUCGGCUAAUGAUGCAAUUGGCAAAGUGUACUUAGAUCUUAAUCCUUUGUUACUACCUGCUUCACCAGCUCCUGUUAAAAGUUCAUGGAAUUCAGAGAACACUACUACAACUAGUACAAGUUUAAAAGGAGGAUCUGUGAUGUCAGGUUGGAUUCCAGUGUUUGAUACAAUGCAUGGAAUUCGUGGUGAAGUAAACAUCAUUGUAAAAGUGGAACUGUUCUCAGAUUUCAACAAGUUUCGCCAGUCUUCAUGCGGUGUACAGUUCUUCUGCUCUCCAGUUAUACCUCAGGGUUACCAUGCUCAAGUUGUUCAUGGGUUUGUAGAAGAACUAGUUGUUAAUGAUGAUCCGGAAUACCAGUGGAUAGAUAAGAUCCGGACACCACGGGCAUCUAAUGAGGCUAGACAGACUCUUUUCUUUAAACUAUCUGGAGAGGUACAACGAAAAAUUGGACUAAAAGCGUUAGACUUAGGAGGAAAUGCUGUGAUUGGGUACAAUCAGUGCUUUGACUUAGAAGGAGAAUCUGGUAUUGUGGUGCGAGGGAUUGGUACAGCCGUUACGUUAACAAAAAUACAAGAGAUUUCAGUUCAGCCUCCACUUCCCUUUGAUAUAACAGCAAUUGAUGAUGGCAUGGUUUCAGCAUCAGCUGUAGAUGAUAGAUGCUAUAUAGUAGGCAGUGACAGCGGCUUGCUUCAGCCCCUUGAGUUAUGUGUGCCUCCCCCUUCACCAAAGCUUUGUAUUACCCCCCCAACUCCCAGUAUUGUUUCUCCUACAUCUCCUCCACUGUCUAAUGAACAGCCUAAAGAAAGCCUUUUGCCGACUUUAGUUGGGCCAGGAAUUCCUGGUGUUGCUAAGUUGAAGUCUAAAAAGAAGAAAUCAAGGCAUCCAGUUGUAGUUUUACCUCGAUACUUGGCAGCAGGCUCAAAAAUAGAUCAUUCACUAACACAUCGUCAUCACUUGCCACGGCCUGAAUAUGGGCGUCAUUUGUCUCAGCCUGCUAUGGAUGUGCAUGGCAUUGCCUCAUCCUGUAAGAAAAUGGGUCAAUCUACGCAGAGUUUAACAAGCACACUGGAAGAAUCAUCAUUGAGAAACCUGCUAAGGCAAGAAGAUAUGCGCACAGAGGCACAUUGUGGAGGUAGGAUUUACAGGGGGUUGAGAGCAAUACGUUUAUUUCCUCAGAACAAAUUAUCCAAGAAACUUAUAUCCCUGAGAACAAGAUUACAGCCUGAUUCUUCAGUAGAUGAAAAGGAAUCUGAGAUUGGUAAUGCGGAUGUAGUGACUGACAGAGUCCAGAUUGCUUGUGCUAAGAAGUCAAAAGUUAAAUUUGAAAGGCGACACAGUAGAUCGUCAAGUGAUUCAAUGGCAGCGGCUAUCAUAAGGUCUUUAAUGGAUAGUAACAUAACUGGAUUGGAUCGAGUUGUGGAAGUUAAAGAAAGUCCAGGAUCUUCUCCUAGUUCACCUUCAAGAAGGGAAAGCUAUACUAGUAUUGAGCUUUCCAAACAUGCUCUCGGAUAUUCUGACAAGGUAUCUGAAUUAGACAGCUCACCAGUUCAAGAAGGUCCCCCUGAUGUUCAUAUAACUGUCUCUGAAUCUUUUCUUCGCCUUCCAUCAAAUGAUGAUGGUCCAGAACUGAGAUAUGUUGAUGGUCAUCUUAUAUCAAACACUUAUUCAAAUGUUUCAUCAACAUCAGAUUCAUCAAGCUCAGAAGAAGAGGCUUCAGAAGAUUAUUCACUUGAUGUUCCUGUUAAUGAUAAGUCACCGACUUACUGUACGUCUACUACUCCUGUAAUACCUUCUCAAUUGGAUGUAAUGAACACAGUCUCCAUUGUUCUGUGGGACUGUGGUAGUAAUGUUGGUGAGCUUCAUUCACCAGUGGUUAAUGGUAGCAGUACUGAAAUAACACCGAUCAGUAAUGUACCAGUCUUAGAACCGACUACAGUUGACAGUCCACAGACAAUAGGUACAUCAAUUUGUUUAGCUGGCACUGAACAAACAAAUGCAUAUUGUUUUGGUGAAGGUAAGACAAACUUGAAUUUAUACCAACAAGAAAGCGAAGCCACUGAUAGUGCUUCCUUGGUGGAGAAAGUAAAUAUGACAACGAUACUGCGUCAGUCUGCUGAUACGCGGUCUGUUUCAGUGCAACAGAACAACGAUCCAGAGAACGUGCCUUCUUUUGUUAACAAGAUUGCUGGGAACACCAAAACUGACUUUGAACGAAACUGUAGCUUUUCUCUACCAGUGAAUGACAGUGGAGAGGAGAACAUACCCACAUCAACUGCAGGUGAUUAUGUAUCUGUGGAAGUGCCAUCAAAUUAUAUUUGUACGCCAUGCAUACACACAGAAAAGAUGAAAUCUGAGAAAGAAUAUUUACUUUUACAAGAUUCUGGAAUUGAUAAUGACCAUUCAUCUUACGCAUCAAUAUCAGAAUAUAGUACACAGUUAAUGCAGGAAAAUAUGUUAUCUGUUUCUGAGGAAACUGUGCAUACAGUUGAAACAAGCAGUUUCUCUGGCAUACUUUCCUUGCCACAAAAUGAAAACACUUCCAUUGCUACUCCAGGUCCUAGUACCACUCCUAAUGUGUUGCCUAACCAGGAGAAUGUUACAUAUGUCUGUACAUCAGUUGAAGAAGGGUCCACCAACGGCCUCUCAGCUGGUAAUAGUGUUCAUGUUAGCCCCCUUGUAAAAACAGAUAAUGAUAAUAGUGCCUGUAAAUUAGAUGUUGUACUUGAUGUUAGUGAUAGUUGCAAGACUAAUAGUGUGAUUGGUAUGCAGAACUUGCCUGUUGGGAAGGUUAGUGUUGGUAUGCUAAACAUCCCCACAUCACCCCUUCACAAGAGUCAAAGUGCAACCACUCUGUGUUCAUGCCCCACUGCUACUGUCAAGCAUGAUACUAACGAUGAGCAAGCAAGCCCUUGCUGUGGUGGAGAUUUGCAAUUCCACAACAUCAAGCAUGGCCCCUGCUUCGCUCCACCCAGCAGGCAGCAGCAGCAGCAGCAGCAGCAGCUAUUUUCUGGUGGAGAGGAAGAGAGGCAGCUCACUGGCUCACCUCAACAAGCUAGACCUGUGUCUUCUACUAGUUCCAAGAUAUCACCAUCUCCUGCCAAGCUGUCGAACCUUCCUGCCAUUCACCGGAGAUCAUCAGACUCUGAUCUUAGCAUCACACCUAAAGGAAGCUACAUGAAACGUAACAGCUUAACAGGAAGUGAUCGUUCAUCGGUUAUGGGUGGUCACUUGCGACAGGGACCUGCUGUGGUUCGACCAUCAAUGAAUCAGGAGAGUUUGGAUAUGAUGGAGUAUCCAUUCCUUACUAUGUCUAAAUAUCCUCCUGGCUUCAUAAUGCACUUAGGUGGAACUGUUAGUUCAAGGUCUGUGAAAUUGCUAGAGAGAAUAACAAACUUGGAAGAGCCUGAGACACGAGAUGCAUGGUGGACAGAGAUCAGGAUGGAAGUGCGAUCACAUGCGCGUGCUCUGGGCUGCAAUGUUGUGCUGGGCUAUUCAGAGAACACAAGUAUAUGUGAUGAUGUGUGUGUUUUGAGUGCAUCAGGAACUGCAGCUGUCAUUAAUCUGCAGUUCAGUACAAAUGUGGAACAAGACACUAGUGGCCAGCAUCUUGUCUCCAGGGUACAUAUGCACAACAAGGAACUCAUGACCACCUCGCUGGACAGGACUGACUUUGAACGAGAAAAGACUACUCCCCAGAAAGGCGAUUUUACACUGCCAUUCAUGCAAGGUAGCAAAGUACGGCACCUGUCUGAUGGAUAUGAGCUUGAUCCAGUUUCAACCUGUUCUGUUUGUCACAUACCAUACAGUGAAUGUAGUGUACCAUUUCGAGUCACCAUGCUUAAAUGUGCUAUAUGUAGACGUGGCAAAGUACCAGAUGUUUUGUUCACAACUAUUGAGCUUCCAGAAGGAGUUUCAACGACAGGCAAAGGCUGUUUUCUGCAAGCCUAUGUUUGUAGACCGAAACGAGACUGUAGGGGUGAACUGAAUGCUAAGGAAAUCUCUGAUGGCUUACCAUUCCUAGAGUAUGAGCUGCAUCGUCUUCUGAUCAACAAACUGAAAGUGAAGGGCAUGAAUUCUAUAUUUGGGCUUAAGGUACAGGUGUCUAUAGGAGAAAAGAUGCUGGUUGGUUUAGCCACAGGCACUGCCGUCUACCUUACACCGCUACCUAUGCCUCCCGUACCCAAAGUAUCAGCAGACAACACAUGGGCUGAUGAUAAGAAACUGACAGAGAUCCAGAAACUUCUGCAAGACACUGUUAAGAAAAACCGAGAGGUCUAUCAGCUUAAACCUCUAAUUGAGCUUGAAUUUCAGUCAAAUGGUAGAAUUCCAGCUUCUGAUACUGAGGAAUCAGAUGACGAAUUACCAGACCUGGAUUUAGCAACAGGCAACAAGGAUACUUGUGUGUUAGAGGUGGAUGAUGCAGAAGAUGUGGAUGUAAUCUCACUUUUGAUUGAUCCUCAUCCACCAGAAGGCUUUUAUGUGGUAAACACAGAAACUGUUCCAGGCCUGGAUGACCAAGAAAUUGUAAAAAAUCUUCAGAUGUUCACCCAAGUAUGGCGAGCAAAGAUCCCAACAGGCCAGCCAACUAGUGUUUUUAGUAAACACUUUCAUAGACUGUUACAGAGUGUGUACUUCAAGUUACGUCGGAUGGUCCCAUGUGCCCUGUGUGACCUCCAGUUUGGUGUUGAGUUGCCUGAACCAGAUGAAUUGCAGAUCUCUGUGUUAGGAAUGGCAUUAGGCCUCGGAGAGCCAGAAAGGCCGAGCAGUAAGUUAAAGAAAAAAACAGUUGUUUCAUCAACAAGCAAAGAAGCAAUUAAAAAGGCAGAUGAAUGUGAAUUAAUCUUCAACUUAGAUGAAGAUCAUGUAGCUCCUGAAAAUCCUGCUGCUGCACCCCUACAGGUGCAGUUGGGUUGUCCAAGACCACACUCCCCACUGAGGAUAAAAAUCCCUCAGUCUAAACCUCAUCAUACUCCACCAAGAGAAAGGUAUGGAGUCGAUAUGACUCCUUUGUCCUAUGUACCUGGUGGUAAAAUUGAACGUUAUCUUGGGAACUUGAAUUUCUUCUUCAUCAGAGAAAGCACCUGCAUUAGAGAGGGAGGAGGCCUGAGUGGCUUCGUUCACAGUUUCGUAACCGAAGUUCUAGCCAUUGUACGUGCACAUGUGACUGCCCUGGGAGGAAAUGCAAUGGUAGCAUAUUUCAUGUCCGAAUGUGUAUUGUACCACAAUCCACAUAAAAACCAGGGUCAGUGUCUUAUCAAUGUUGGAGGUGAUGUAGUCUAUGUCUCCUACUACUCAGAAGAUUGAACUGAACCCACAGUAUGAACAAGCAGCUGAACUACUUUAUUGUACUUGGGCCUACAUGGAUUGUCAGCUAGGAGGUUCUGCUGUAUCUUGCAGGAUGACCAGAAAUGACUUCUUGUUAUUUAUUUUUAUACCAUUAUUUAAAAAUGAUUGUAUCUUGAGAUAUGACUUCAGUUUUUGUGAAGAAGGAUUGUAAUCAGUUCUGUAUUCUGGGAUAUAACAGCGUGUAGUCUGUUGAAAGUUAACUGACAUUGUGGAGGAACAUUGUGCUUCCAGCUUCAGGAUGAAAGGGCAGCCAAGCAAGAAAUCAGCAUGAAGCAGUGCUUGCUCAAGAAGUAACAAACCAGCAUGAAGCAGGGUGGGAGCAGUGCUUGCUCAAGAAGUAACAAACCAGCAUGAAGCAGGGUGGGAGCAGUGCUUGCUCAAGAAGUAACAAACCAGCAUGAAGCAGGGUGGGAGCAGUGCUUGCUCAAGAAGUAACAAACCAGCAUGAAGCAGGGUGGAAGCAGUGCUUGCUCAAGAAGUAACAAACCAGCAUGAAGCAGGGUGGAAGCAGUGCUUGCUCAAGAAGUAACAAACCAGCAUGAAGCAGGGUGGAAGCAGUGCUUGCUCAAGAAGUAACAAACCAGCAUGAAGCAGGGUGGAAGCAGUGCUUGCUCAAGAAGUAACAAACCAGCAUGAAGCAGGGUGGAAGCAGUGCUUGCUCAAGAAGUAACAAACCAGCAUGAAGCAGGGUGGAAGCAGUGCUUGCUCAAGAAGUAACAAACCAGCAUGAAGCAGGGUGGAAGCAGUGCUUGCUCAAGAAGUAACAAACCAGCAUGAAGCAGGGUGGAAGCAGUGCUUGCUCAAGAAGUAACAAACCAGCAUGAAGCAGGGUGGAAGCAGUGCUUGCUCAAGAAGUAACAAACCAGCAUGAAGCAGGGUGGAAGCAGUGCUUGCUCAAGAAGUAACAAACCAGCAUGAAGCAGGGUGGGAGCAGUGCUUGCUCAAGAAGUAACAAACCAGUAUGAAGCAGGGUGGAAGCAGUGCUUGCUCAAGAAGUAACAAACCAGCAUGAAGCAGGGUGGGAGCAGUGCUUGCUCAAGAAGUUACAAACCAGUAUGAAGCGGGUGGAAGCAGUGCUUGCUCAAGAAGUAACAAACCAGCAUGAAGCAGGGUGGAAGCAGUGCUUGCUCAAGAAGUAACAAACCAGCAUGAAGCAGGGUGGGAGCAGUGCUUGCUCAAGAAGUAACAAACCAGCAUGAAGCAGGGUGGGAGCAGUGCUUGCUCAAGAAGUAACAAACCAGCAUGAAGCAGGGUGGGAGCAGUGCUUGCUCAAGAAGUAACAAACCAGCAUGAAGCAGGGUGGAAGCAGUGCUUGCUCAAGAAGUAACAAACCAGCAUGAAGCAGGGUGGAAGCAGUGCUUGCUCAAGAAGUAACAAACCAGUAUGAAGCAGGGUGGGAGCAGUGCUUGCUCAAGAAGUAACAAACCAGUAUGAAGCAGGGUGGGAGCAGUGCUUUCUGCCUGCUUCCUGCUGAUUUCUUGCUCAGUUUGCUCUUCAAGCCUGAAAAUGGAGGCUAAAUGUUCUUCUAAAAUGUCAGUUGACUAUUCACACAGUAUUAUAUUUCAGAAGGUAGGACAUUUUGUAACCACUAUUGUGAGAAUCUCAAAUCCUGCAGGAAUUGUAAUUAUGUUUUUUUUGAAGGUAUAGUGUAGUUACUUUGUAAACACAUUUUAAAAUUUUUUGUGGGUAUGUAGAUAUCAUUAAAUGACUGCAUAGUUUAGAACAAGCCUUUUCUGAACUGUGUUUUUAUAGAUUGUAUUACAGAUGUACUUCUAUACAAGACUUAUUUUUAGGCCUGUGAUACUUAAAAACAUUUAAGAAGUAUCUACAUUAUUCUCAUGGAUUCUCUUUCGUGUCCCGUGCAACUCUGAAAGAUUUAAAAUUCAAAAUUUAAAUUAAGAAAAGGAUAAACUUUAAUUUUGAAUUUUAAAACAUUUAGAAUGAAUCACAUGGGAAAAGAAAGUGAGUAUGUGUGGAAAGUAGACACAGUGCAACAUUAUCUACAUUGUGUUUGGUAUAUGACUCAUUUUGUAAAGUGCGUUUUCCCUUUUUUUAUUAGGAUGUCAUUGUUGUGUUAUUAACAGGAAUAUUGUGUGUACUUAACAUGUUUACAUAAGAAUGGAUUUUUUAUGAUAGUUUUUGAAAAUAAACAGUAGACAUGUUUUUCUUGCUUAGGUUUGUUGACUUUUGUGAAGUUUAUGUUCUAGCCCACAUCACAAGAAUCCAUAUAUACUAAUGAACUAUGGAUCACAGGAAUAUCACGGGUAGCCUCAACUCACCUUAUUGACAAAUUUUGUUUCAAGCUGUUCAAAAUUUUUCCAUCAAAAUGGGAACACAAGCAAAUUUUGAGAUAUUUAGGUAUGAACUAAUUUAAAGUUUCAUCAGUGUGAACUUGGAAACCAAAAUUUCAACCAAUAAUGAUUGCAAUUCUGAAUCUAAAAAAUAAUAAUUUGUAAAGUAUUCAAACAGUGUUUAAUAUUAAUAUCAGUGUAGACGUAAAUAUUUCAGAAAAAGGUACUUACGAUCUCGCUUUCUUUGUGGCAUGAUUCCACAAAAAUACAUUAAUUUAGGACAGCUUAUGAGUUUUUUUUAACAAAUUUACCACUUAAUGUUUUAAAUAUUCAUUUCAGAACCUAAGGGCUUCAGGAAAUAAUUGAGGGUCCUGCUGGCUGUGAUAUUUAUGAACCCUUUUAGCGAAAACUUUACAGAGAUACUGAAAGUGUCAAAUCUAUUGGAGAACAUAAUUGAAAAUUAAAGAGAAAAUAGAUUAUUUUAUGUUGCAUUUUUGUGUAUGUGUGUAUUUAUUUAUGUGGCCCGUGUACUCUGAUGUUAUAUUCUGUGACUUUAUAGCAUAGCAUGGUGUGUACGCCCUGAAUUAGAAACAUCGACCGUUUAAUUCAAGAUCUGCUUUUUCUCUUGCUGCAUGGAAAACUAUUGAACAGCACAGUCAAAUUCGUAUUGCUUCUUCGUAUUCAGGAUGUCCUGGGUUCAAAUCUUGGUCCAGAGUCUGCCUGGUUUUCAGAGUAGCAGUAACACUAAGGCAAAUAGUAGUGAUGGCCAUUACAGGCCCAGAACAGUUCUUACUCACAUGUUGGGCUGUUAGAAGUGUUACGAUGUUGACAUUCGAAAUAUGUGGGAGUAUGACAACCCAAAAGAUAAAGCACGGUCAACAGGUCACUCAGUUGGCCAUGUCCUUUGUUAAUGGGUUAAUAGUUAAGACAACUAUGGUGUGUGAGUAUAAAAAAUUCGCAUUCACAAUUUAAAAAUGAUGCUGAAAUUGAAUGGAAACUAAUGUAUGCUUGUGGAAUUUCCUACACAUUGUUUGGUUGUAUGAUUGUUACUCGAUUUUCAGAACCUUGUUUGUGAUAAUGAGAUGGGUCAUAUGAAAAUGAAAUUGGCAUUUAGGUUGGAAAGGCUUAAAAUUGCUCAUCAUACCCUCAUGCAACUCCUAAGGAAAAGAAUUUGACCAGUAAUUAGUGGAUAAAAUGGAAAGAGUUUCACAAUUUUAGAAAUUUAUUGCUGAAAAUAAAUAGGAAUGUAAUUUCAUGGGCAAGAAAUAAACUGAUUUUAUUUGUUGUGUAAAAAUAAUUUCUAGAUGCCAGCAGUUUAUUAAUUAUACACACAAACUCAUACACAGUUUGUUUUAAAGUGUGAUGUGGCUGAAACCAGGAUCUGGUGUGUGUUUACAGAAUACUGACACUGACUGUUAAUAAAGCCUUUACUUGUUACU
Molecule: messenger RNA, 10440 nt
Organism: Cryptotermes secundus
Lineage: Eukaryota; Metazoa; Arthropoda; Insecta; Blattodea; Kalotermitidae
Product: C2 domain-containing protein 5
Exons: 23
Coding region: 1125-6668 (1847 amino acids)
Biological process (GO): positive regulation of vesicle fusion; positive regulation of protein targeting to membrane; positive regulation of D-glucose transmembrane transport
Cellular component (GO): plasma membrane
Molecular function (GO): calcium-dependent phospholipid binding; calcium ion binding
Source: RefSeq, a predicted model, not a curated record